Malus domestica (apple) is the source of this 604-nucleotide messenger RNA. Its product is annotated as histone H4-like. Gene Ontology annotation, cellular component: nucleosome. The record is from RefSeq and is a predicted model, not a curated record. Gene Ontology annotation, molecular function: structural constituent of chromatin; DNA binding; protein heterodimerization activity. Gene Ontology annotation, biological process: nucleosome assembly. Lineage: Eukaryota; Viridiplantae; Streptophyta; Magnoliopsida; Rosales; Rosaceae.
CCGCAUCGCCCUAUAAAUACCCACAAAAUCCAAACACACCAUGCAUUGCAUUCCCCAAAAGCAAACGAGUUCUCUCUCACUUUCUCUGCAAUUUUCAGGUUUUUGAGAAUUUUGGCUGGCAACAAUGUCUGGACGCGGAAAGGGAGGCAAGGUGUUCGGCAAGGGAGGAGCAAAACGUCACCGGAAGAUCCUCCGUGACAACAUCCAGGGCAUCACCAAGCCAGCGAUUCGCCGCCUGGCCCGCAGAGGUGGCGUGAAGCGAAUCAGCGGCCUGAUAUACGAGGAGACUCGCGGCGUCCUCAAGAUCUUUCUCGAGAAUGUGAUUCGUGAUGCCGUUACCUACACGGAGCAUGCAAGGAGGAAGACGGUGACGGCCAUGGACGUUGUCUAUGCGCUCAAGAGGCAGGGCAGGACUCUGUACGGGUUCGGGGGUUAAGAGUUUUGGUGGGGAAACUUGCUGUCAAAGGGACUGGGGAUUGGUAUCGGGUAUUUUUAACGUCUAGGUUUUGAAUAAAAGUGGUGUCAUGUAAGAUACUACGAAACCCUUUUUAUGAUAUGAAAUUUCAUUUAUUACUAUUAAUUAAAAAAAAUAUUAUUGCACCUA